UUUUUACCCUCAAAAUCUCAGCCAAUUUUUUUUUUUCAAUAAAAUGAACCCAAAACUAAUCAACAUCAUACCCUUUUUGACACUACUUCUCCUAGGGCUCACGCUUUGCCUCAUCACCCUCCCAUCAUACCCGAAGAAUCUCGUCCUCGUCAAAACCGACGUCGUCCCUAACAAAAUAAUUCCACCGACAAAUCUAAGCCACCUCGUUUUUGGCCUAUUGGGCUCGGAAAAGGCCUGGCCCAAACGAAGAUCCUACAUCGAGUCCUGGUGGCGGCCCAAUUCCACACGCGGAUAUCUCUUCCUGGACAAGCCCCCUGGGCCCGAUCUCCUCCCAUGGCCCAAUACCUCCCCGCCCUACCGCAUCUCGGACGACCUAACGAGAUUGCUGGAAAAGAACAAAACCCGGGCCCAGCGGAUGGUCCACGGGAUAAUGGAGGUGUUGAGGGAAUUGGAGAGGAAUAAUCCGGACGAUGAUUUUCGGUGGGUGGUGAUGGGGGACGAUGACUCGAUCUUUUUCGUGGAUAAUAUGGUUGAUGUGCUUAGGGAUUACGAUCACGAGAGGUAUUAUUAUCUGGGAGGGAAUUCGGAGAAUGUUUUGUCGGAUUAUUUGUUUUCGUUUAAUCAGGCGUUUGGUGGAGGCGGGAUUAUGCUGAGCCGGAAGAUGGCCAAGGCCCUGGCUAAGGAUAUGGAGAGGUGCUUGAAGAGGUAUGUGUUUUUGGAGUCGGCGGAUAAUACGACGAGGGCGUGUAUAGCGGACAUUGGGGUUAAUCUAACUCCUCUCAAGGGAAAUCACCAGAUUGAUCUACACGGUGACAUAUCGGGGUUAUUAUCAGCCCACCCACUAUCCCCACUCCUAUCCCUCCACCACUUGGACAAAGUGGACCCCAUCUUCCCCUCCAUGGACCGCUACCGCUCCACGCGCCACCUCAUGAAGGCCGCCCACCGCGGCGGCCAAUCCCGGCUCCUCCAACAAACCAUCUGCCACCACCGCCCUUCCGACUGGACCUUCUCCGUCUCGUGGGGCUACUCCGCCCAAAUCUACGAGACCGUCCUCCCCCGAAGCUUCCUCCACACACCUCUCGAGACCUUCCGCCCGUGGGCCCCGGGACUCGGCCCGCCAUUCUACACGUUCAACACGCGCCUCCCCACACGGGAUCCGUGCCACGCUCCUCACGUCUUCUUCUUCAAGUCCGUUAAACGGGAAGACGGGCUCCUCGUCACCACCUAUUCCCGGGCUCGCCCGCGCGGCCUGCCCCCGUGUUCAGACCGCCCGGCCGAUCACGUGAUGAGGGUUCGGGUUUUCUCGCCAGCACAUAAACGUGUCGAGAUGGAUAGAUGCGAAUGUUGCGAUGUUGUUCGAGUGGACGGUGUUGAUGCAGAGAUCAGAUUGAGGGAGUGUUUGACGGAUGAAAUAAUUGCUUAAUUAAAUUAAUACCAGCUGAUGAGUGUGGGAGCUCAAUCUGUAAUUAUUAUUUGGUGUUAGGUUCAACUUUAUGUUUUUUUCGGAUUCAACUUGAAUAUGCUAUUUUUGAGAAUUUGAAAGCAUUAAAUGAUCUGAUUGCCAUUUUGGAUGAAUUCAAUGUCAAAGAGAUGCAUUUUUGUCGGCCACUCCCUAUCUCCUUUGGUAGCUGCCAUAGCUUCCAUCUCUAGACCUCAACUGUUCUGUAAGGUGAUCAUGCUUUCCAUUGGCCCGAGAUAAAAUUUGUGGCAACUAUGUGAUUGAAUAUGAAUUUCA
Striga asiatica is the source of this 1735-nucleotide messenger RNA. Lineage: Eukaryota; Viridiplantae; Streptophyta; Magnoliopsida; Lamiales; Orobanchaceae. The record is from the annotation of a GenBank genome assembly.